UCCACAGAGAUCAGGUUGUCUUACAGUUACAGUUGCAGAUACCCCCUCAAGGAACGUUCGAAAUUCUGAACGGGUCCUCGUCCGACAACCUGCGAUGAGCGCUGCCGUGCCCGUGCCCGCGCCGCCGCCGGUGGAUCCCGCCACGGCGGGGGAGAUGGCGCGGGAGGCCGCCGCGUGGUGCGCGCUGCACGGCCUCGUCGUCGGGGACCGCGCCGACCCGAGAUCAGCAACAGUCCCUGGCGUUGGUUUGGUUCAUGCUCCAUUCUCCCUGCUCCCAGCACAUCUUCCCGAAUCCAUUUGGAGGCAGGCGUGUGAGUUGGCUACCAUAUUUAACGAGCUUGUGGAUCGUGUUAGCCUCGAUGGGAAGUUCUUGCAAGAUUCUUUGUCCAAAACAAGGCAGGUUGAUGAUUUCACAUCUAGACUCUUAGAGAUUCACAGGAAAAUGAUGGAAAUAAAUAAGGAGGAGAAUAUUCGCUUAGGGUUGCACCGAUCAGAUUAUAUGCUGGAUUUAGAAACAAAUUCUCUUCUUCAAAUAGAGCUCAACACCAUUUCAACAUCCUUUCCUGGGCUUGGAUCCUUAGUAAGUGAUCUUCACAGGAGCUUAAUUAAUCAGUAUGUACAUCUAUUAAGUCUGGAACCAAAGAGGGUUCCUGGAAAUGCGGCUAGCAGUAAAUUUGCUGAAGCAUUGGCCAGAGCAUGGGCUGAGUUCAAUGUUGACAGUGCUGUAGUUAUGAUGAUUGUUCAGCCUGAAGAAAGAAAUAUGUAUGACCAAUACUGGCUUACUAACCAUUUGAAGGAAUCAUAUGGGAUAACAACUAUUAGGAAAACAUUGUCACAGGUGGAGGCCGAAGGGCAGGUUCUCCCUGAUGGAACUCUUGUGGUAGAUGGCAAGAAAGUUGCUGUGGUGUACUAUAGAGCUGGAUAUACACCAAAUGAUUACCCUUCAGAAGCUGUACGAGAAUGGAGUGCAAGACUUUUGAUUGAACAAUCAUGCGCUGUGAAGUGCCCUUCAAUAUCGUAUCAUUUAGUGGGAACCAAAAAGAUUCAACAAGAACUAGCAAAGCCCAAUGUGCUUGAAAGGUUUCUUGAAAAUAAGGAGGAAAUUGCUAAGCUUCGUAAAUGCUUUGCUGGUCUAUGGAGUUUGGAUGAUGAAGAGAUUGUUAAAACUGCAAUUGAAAAGCCUGAGUUGUUUGUGUUGAAGCCUCAACGUGAAGGCGGAGGGAACAAUAUUUAUGGCCUUGAUUUGAGAGAGACACUUACCAGACUCCAGAAGGAAGGAGGGGAUGCACUUGCAGCGUACAUACUUAUGCAAAGAAUCUUCCCAAAAGCUUCUCUUGCUUAUCUAGUUCGUGGUGGUAUUUGCCAUGAGGGUCUUGUGAUUUCGGAGCUUGGAAUAUAUGGUGCUUACUUGCGGAACAAAGAUAAGGUAGUAAUCAAUGAGCAAAGUGGCUACUUGAUGCGGACGAAAGUUUCUUCAUCAGAUGAAGGCGGCGUCGCUGCAGGGUUUGCUGUUUUGGAUAGCUUAUACCUGACUGACAAGUGAGGUAACGAAAGGAGCCUCAGCUACAGCUUUCAGCAAGCUUACAUCGACAACUGAUUCAACAUCAUGUUCUCCAUUAAACAAUGCCGGAGAAGCUGCUGCAGGCUACAGCCAUAUCUCAUCUCGUUUGAUGAUUUCCUACUGCCCGUUCCUAGGGAGAGAAUAAGUGUAUUAUGUGUGGCUUGCAUGUACAUGAAAUCCAUGAAAACAAUGAUGAACAAUCAUGUUAUAUGUAGAUCAUGCCAAUGACCUGCGCAGGAUAAUCUCAGCCGCUUGCUCGGCCCAUUGCCAAACA
Panicum virgatum (switchgrass) is the source of this 1835-nucleotide messenger RNA. RefSeq names its product glutathione synthetase, chloroplastic-like. The transcript is spliced from 13 exons. Gene Ontology annotation, biological process: glutathione biosynthetic process. The record is from RefSeq and is a predicted model, not a curated record. Gene Ontology annotation, cellular component: cytosol. NCBI's taxonomy places the organism in Eukaryota, Viridiplantae, Streptophyta, Magnoliopsida, Poales, Poaceae. Gene Ontology annotation, molecular function: glutathione synthase activity; ATP binding; glutathione binding. Bases 95 to 1543 code for a protein of 482 amino acids.